AUGCCACAUUGGACUACUCUAGUCGCAGAAAAGAAGCAGAGGCAACUACAGUCAAUUCCUCAGGAUUGGCUUGUGACCCCGCCUCCAGACUCUACUCUGGAUGUCACUAGUUUUCCAGAGACGUGUGGGCUUUUGAAUGCGAGAGAAAUUGAGAUCACCAAUACUUCUGUGGAUGCUUUGUUGGAGAGACUUGCGAGUGCGGAGUGGACAGCUGUAGAGGUGACGACUGCGUUCUCCAAGAGGGCUAUUGUUGCCCAUCAGCUUGUCAAUUGCUUGACGGAAAUUUUUGUUGAUCGUGCAUUGGCCCGAGCGGCUGAGCUCGAUGAUUACUUGAAGAAGACAGGGAAGGUCGUUGGUCCACUUCAUGGGCUGCCAAUAUCUCUCAAGGACCAAAUAUGUAUCAAGGGACUAGAAACCAUUAUGGGUUAUGUGUCGUGGAUUGGGCAAUACGCAGAUAAAAACGCAGUGCUGGUGGACGUUCUGAUUGAAUGCGGAGCCGUGCCAUUCGUCCGCACUAACGUUCCGCAGACACUCAUGUGGCCAGAAUCCUUCAAUAGUGUCUUCGGCCGGACGACCAACCCAUACAACCGCUCUCUGACCUCGGGUGGAUCAUCAGGAGGAGAGGGUGCCUUGAUUGCCCUCAAAGGAAGCCCUCUGGGAGUCGGUUCGGAUAUCGGAGGCUCUAUUCGUAUUCCCUCUGCAUUCUGCGGCUUAUACGGCCUGAGACCGUCAUACUGGGCGUACUCGGUCCCCUCCGUGUUCGGUCCUAUGACAAACAGCCUCGGCGGGGUCAAAGCCUUCAUGAAAGCUGUCGUUAACGCCAAACCAUGGCUCAAAGAUCCUCUUGCGGUUCGGAAGAAAUGGGACGAAGACGAGUAUAAUCUCGCGGACCAUGGAUAUGGCAAAGAUCUGUGCUUUGCGAUCAUGUGGAACGAUGGUGUUGUUGUUCCCCACCCACCCAUAAGGAGGUCUCUGGAAAUCACAAAAGCAGCUACUCCAGAAGGCGGGCCACAAAGCAGCACCGUGCAGAGCGACAUCUGGAACGCCGGUUCCCCCGAGGACUUCAUGAUCACUACCUCUGUCACAGGGGAGCCAAUAAUUUCGACAAUGGAGCUGGAUGACGCAGAUCCCGCGGUAUCAGGAUUCCGUCCGCAGAACGGCGGUAUCACAGCGUACAAGCUCUGGCAAGUACAGAAACUGCGUCAAAAUAUCCGGAAGGAAUAUCUAGACCACUGGGAAGCAACUGCAUCAGAGACUGGGACAGGACGGCCUGUCGACGCUAUCAUCUGUCCGGCCGCACCGUUUGUGGCGACUCCCCAUGGGAAGAACAAGUACGCCAACUACACCACCGUUUGGAAUUCGCUCGACUAUCCCGCUGCGAUUUUCCCUGUGACCACUGUCGACUCCACUCUCGAUGGGCAGGAGCCUCCCCAUGGUUUCUAUGAUGAUUUCGAUAAAUACGUGUACGAAAUGUACGACCCGGAGAAAUUCAAGAACGCCCCUGUUUGUUUGCAACUUGUUGGUCGGACUCUGGAGGAAGAGGCGGUCAUAAAAAUGACAGAAAUUGUCGAUGCGGCACUGACAGCCACAAAAUAA
Messenger RNA from Suillus paluster, 1596 nucleotides. RefSeq names its product general amidase. NCBI's taxonomy places the organism in Eukaryota, Fungi, Basidiomycota, Agaricomycetes, Boletales, Suillaceae. The coding region runs from base 1 to 1596 and encodes 531 amino acids. The record is from RefSeq and is a predicted model, not a curated record. The transcript is spliced from 9 exons.